AUGACGUCACGCGUCAGACGGAGCGACGCUCGCUUUGCGACCAACGCUGCUCUCGCUGAGACUGAGGCGACCACCGUGAACCUCUCCAAGGAGGUCCAGUCGAACGCGAACCAGCUCCACAACGCAGCAUUCGAUGCCGCCACAUCCGCUCAGAUCAAGGAGCCCCUUUCUGGCUCUGCAGUGAACCAGCUUGAGGAAGGCCUCGCACACAAGACGGACGCAGCUGCUUCACAAGGCGCUGUUGAUGUCGAGGCCGCCAAGGCCACUGCUACCGGCUACGUCGAGCAGGCGAAGAACCUCGCCAGCGGCGCAUUUGCUACGGCACAGUCGUACGUGCCCAGCACCACUACCACGAGCAACGCAGCGAGCGGUGUUUCCUCCACCGUUCAGUCCGCUGUCGCAACCGGCCAACAAUACCUCGCGUCCGCGCAGGAAGCUGCCAAGCCGUAUGUCGCGUCCGCGAUCGCCACCGCGAAGCCCUACGUCGACUCGGCAGCGGCCACUGCGAAGCCCUACGUUGACCAGGCCUCUGCCGCCGCACAACCACAUAUCGAGAAGGCGAAGAGCGUUCUCCCCGGGGUUUCCUCCACGGAGCCCGCCGCAACGAAACCCCCUGCGCCUUCCGCCACCACGGCACCUCUCGAGUCUGGCCCCCACGUUGUCGGCGGACCGUAUCCUGCGACGACGACGGGCCAGUCGACGAAGGUCGCGGAGUUGUAGAUGCAUAUACCCGGAUUUAUUGUCUCCCCCGCCUGCAGGCACGAUUGUAUGAUUAUUUCGGGCGCAUUACUGUAGUUUAGGAUGUAAUCAAUACGAAUCUU
Messenger RNA from Trametes versicolor FP-101664 SS1, 821 nucleotides. RefSeq lists its product as uncharacterized. The record is from RefSeq and is a predicted model, not a curated record. The transcript has 4 exons. Lineage: Eukaryota; Fungi; Basidiomycota; Agaricomycetes; Polyporales; Polyporaceae. The coding region runs from base 1 to 720 and encodes 239 amino acids.